Olea europaea var. sylvestris is the source of this 295-nucleotide messenger RNA. RefSeq names its product MAPK kinase substrate protein At1g80180-like. The record is from RefSeq and is a predicted model, not a curated record. The annotation marks the transcript as partial. The transcript has a single exon. Lineage: Eukaryota; Viridiplantae; Streptophyta; Magnoliopsida; Lamiales; Oleaceae.
AUGACUGGUUUACAAAGGUCAGAAAUGUCCUUCAGAAGGCAAGGCUCAUCAGGGUUGGUAUGGGAUGACAAGUUAACUUUGGAGGUGAAGAAGAUCGAAAACAACAACGACGACGACGAACCAAGAAUUGAGUCGAAACCCGCGAUUACACACAGUCGAUCGAACGGAGGUAAUGCAUAUCGGUGUAGGACAGUUACACCGGCAGUCGAUCCGCCGUCUCCGAAGGCCUCUGGUUGUGGAAUUUGUGGCAUAUUUGGGAAGCCAGUUUCUUCACAGAAACAAAAACCUAGAAACC